AUGGAGCUGGGGCAUACCUCACCCAGGCAGACAGAGACCGACAUGGAGCUAGAGGAGGAGUCACCCAGGCGGACAGAAACAGACAGCCAGCCUGGGGACCACUCAGAGGGGCCUGUGGAGAACGGACAUGUCCCUACUGGUCUGGAACCACACAGAAGACAACCAUUUUCCCCGUCCCUCCAGUCCCCACAGAGAAUGGACAUAUCCAUACCCUUCUGGUCCAAUCAGAGACAGAGGUCAGCCACAUCACUAUCUCUGUGGUCCAAUCAGAGGCUUUUAGCUCCAUCCCUUCUCUAGUGGUCAGUGUCGACAACAACAUGGAUCCCUUCAGACCUCCCUCCCUCCCCCUGGCCCUCUCUGAGGCCCCCUUGGCGGGGCUGGCCUCUGCAAUCACCCCCGCAUCAUCAAACACAAACCUAGCUCCAUCACCUUCUCAGACUACACCUGUAGUCCCUCCACCUGUCACUCUAGCACCGACCACAGCGUUUUCCAUCAAUGACAGCUCCGGACUGCAGGGAGUGUACCUCAGAGGAGGAUGAUGAAGGUGAUGAUGAUGAAGAUGGGGAUGAUAACGACAUUUCCCAGAGCUGCUUCAGAGCAGUGAGUUCCUGGUCAGUCGGAGGAGAAGGAGCAGCAACAGAGACAAAGUAGUUAAGAAGAGAGGAUCUAUGCGUCCCCAGGCUGAGGCACCAGUCAGGUCUACAUCCACACUACAGCCAGCUCCCACCUCUCCUUCUACUCUUCCUCCAAAAACCAGAGCCACAGCGGCUACGACGCAGAGACUGAGAGCAGCAGCACAGAGUAG
Messenger RNA from Coregonus sp. 'balchen', 805 nucleotides. The record is from the annotation of a GenBank genome assembly. NCBI's taxonomy places the organism in Eukaryota, Metazoa, Chordata, Actinopteri, Salmoniformes, Salmonidae.